AUGGGCACAAGAGCAGAGCAGCUACAGACGCCAUCAACAGCAAUCAAAGAGACCAAAGAAAGCUCCGAUCACAAGAUGCCUCUCUCCCCAACCACUAAAUCGCCGCCUCCAUCCUCGAACCCGAACACAAACCCCGGUUCCAGUCCUGGUGCUGCAGGACAGUCCCGCUGGGUCCCAAUGCCCUGCGAGCCAACCAGAAUAAGCACCACGAGGAAAAACCCAUCCAUAGAAAGGUUCCUGGGCAGCUCUCAUGGACAUUUCGUGCGCGGCGUAUUUUCCGCAACCAGCGACGGUUCAUCCGCGCAAGGCUCAGGAACCGAAAGUGGACUUCCAUCCGCUUCGAAUCCCACACCGAAGUCAUUCAGCCGCUCGACUGUUGAAUCUUUACUUGCUGUGUUGAGUAAGAUUGGAGUCUGGUACUUGAAUAUAAUCACUGCACUUUUCGGGGUUGAUGCUUGGGCAAGAUUGAUGCAGCGGACUGCAGAGAUAAUACCCAGCACUGAGAGUGCUGUAGCUGCAGCACCUCCGGAUGUCAUCAAGACUGUACCAAUGCCACUGUUUCCAAUCCGUGUAUUCUACGGGAAGCCUCCUCCGUUUUCUCUUGAAGCACAAAAGCGCAAGAUGCGCUGGAGAUACCGUUGGUUUUUUGACCUUGCCCCGGAAAUCAUCCAGCAGCCAGAUAUCCAGCGCAUCCAAGAGACCGUUCAACAGUAUAUUGAUUUCAUCGCCCCAGAGACGGAAGCAAUUUCCGUGGAAUUGUUGGCGCAAGGAGCUUUCAAUCAAGCAUACAAUAUUACUGCCGAGAACAAGGCUACAGGGUUUUGCAAGGAAUACGUCUUCCGUGUUGCGCUACCUAUCUAUCCCCAUUACAAAGUUGAGAGCGACGUCGCCACGACCGAAUUCGUCAGGCAUACGACUACUGUGCCUGUCCCCAUCAUUUACGCUUUCGAUUCUUCUCCGAGCAACAAGCUUGGCUUCGAAUGGAUGCUUAUGGAGAAGGUCAAAGGGGUAUCACUCUACGACGUAUGGGAUACGAUGGGGUACAGUACCAAGCAGGAGCUCACCAAAGUUGUUGCAAAGUGGAUGGAUCAGCUCUCGCGACUCAAAUUCAACACAACUGGUUCUCUCUACUGCCGUCUAAGAGCUCGUCAGAUGGAGUUCUACAUGGGACCUACGUUACAUAGCCGACUGUACGAAGGUGAUAGGCUUCUGCAUGACAUUCACCGAGGACCUUUUGAAUCACUCCUUGCCCUUUAUGAUGCAGUGCUCGAUGCAACAGAGAGACACAUUAAUGAUCCCAGACAUAGCGCUCGUCUUGCGCUGGAAGCUGCGAUGUCUGACGAAGAACCGUCGAGUUCGGAAGACGGAUCAUCUGAUAAUCCUCAGCAAGCUGGCCAGAAGUCUGAAGAAGAGAUUUUGGAUGAAGCAGACGAGGAGGACCGAAGGAAUGAGCGACACUACGGCGUUACAGAGGUCAAUCUAUCGUGGCUACCCGAGGAGCUACGAACCUAUAGGAAUCUACUACCAAAACUGUGCCCGUCUACCCCCGAGCCGAUGAUUACAAUGCUCACGCACCCUGAUCUUUCGACCCCAAACAUUUUCGUCAACGAAUCUGGCGUACCAGUGGCUCUGAUAGACUGGGAAAGAGCUCGGAUCGAGCCAACUGCCCUUUUCAACGCCUUGCCACAAUUCUUGACCAAUGACUUCGGUAACGACCCAGACUACUUCUACGUCCCUACAGGGCCUACGAUUAGCGGCGAAAAAAAGCGACCUAAGGUCUACUUCUACGGGGAUGACCAUCUGGCACGAAUAAGGGGCCAGAGUGAAAAGACCUAUACGCAGGUCAUGGGCAGGAUUCAGAAGACCCACCUUCGCGCACUCUAUCAAGAAGAGCUGAAGCGAUUGCAAUCUCCGAUAUGCAAGGCCUUGAAUCGAGACCCAGAGAGCUUAGAGCAGCAGCUGAUCAGCCGAAUCUACUGGCCAGACAAUGCACCGCCUAACUCUGCUACCGACUGGGCGGUAGAGCAUCUUGGCGAGUCAAUCCUGGCUGACUCGAAUCAGGAGCACGCUAAUGAAGACGAAGAGGAGCUCGAGGAAGGCGGAGAAAAACGAGAUGCAUAA
Messenger RNA from Letharia columbiana, 2121 nucleotides. RefSeq lists its product as uncharacterized. The record is from RefSeq and is a predicted model, not a curated record. NCBI's taxonomy places the organism in Eukaryota, Fungi, Ascomycota, Lecanoromycetes, Lecanorales, Parmeliaceae. The coding region runs from base 1 to 2121 and encodes 706 amino acids. Gene Ontology annotation, cellular component: mitochondrion. The transcript has a single exon.